This is a messenger RNA of Galeopterus variegatus (Sunda flying lemur), 2685 nucleotides long. RefSeq names its product mucin-5AC-like. Gene Ontology annotation, molecular function: protein binding. Gene Ontology annotation, cellular component: extracellular matrix. The transcript is spliced from 20 exons. NCBI's taxonomy places the organism in Eukaryota, Metazoa, Chordata, Mammalia, Dermoptera, Cynocephalidae. The record is from RefSeq and is a predicted model, not a curated record. The annotation marks the transcript as partial.
GGAUCUCCCAAGAUGUGCCUCAACUACGAGGUGCGCGUGCUGUGCUGCAAGACCCCUGAAGGCUGCCCCCUCUCCUCCAUGAUCCCGUACGUGACUUCACCCAGCAAGACCUCAUUUCUGGCACCGUCCUCUUCUGCCCCAUGGUGGCCCAGCUCUACAGCUUCCUCUCAUCGAAGCUGCUUCUGCAGUGUUUCUGGCCAGCUCUACCGCGCGGGAUCUGUCAUUUACCGCCAGACAGACCUCACUGGCCACUGCUAUCAUGCCCUGUGCAACCAGGACUGCCAAGUGAUCAGAAGGGUGGACCAGGACUGUCCCUCCACCACGCCGCCCCCCACUCCAGCCACAACCUCUGUGGGGACCUCCACCUUUGCUCCUGUCACUACAGGGGGUUGCCCAAAUACAAUUCCCCCGAGAAAGAGAGGCGAGACCUGGGACAUGCCCAACUGCUCUCAGGCCACCUGCGAAGGCAACAACACCAUCACUGUGAGACCCCGCAAGUGCCCCCAAGUGAAGAAACCCACCUGCGCCAAUGGCUACCCGGCUGUGAAGGUGUCCAGCCAAGACGGCUGCUGCCAGGACUACCAUUGCCAGUGUGUGUGCAGUGGCUGGGGUGACCCCCACUACAUCACCUUCGAUGGCACCUACUACACGUUCCUGGACAACUGCACCUACGUGCUGGUGCAGCAGAUCGUGCCUGUGUACGGCCAUUUCCGUGUGCUCAUCGACAACUACUUCUGCGACGCCGAGGACGGGCUCUCCUGUCCCCAGUCCAUCAUCGUGGAGUACCACCAGGACCGGGUGGUGCUGACCCGCAGGCCAGUGAACGGGGUGAUGACCAACCAGAUCAUCUUCAACAAGAAGGUGGUGAGCCCUGGCUUCCAGAAGAACGGCAUUGACGUCUCCCGCAUUGGCAUCAAGAUGUACGUGACGAUCCCAGACAUCGGCGUCCAGGUCAUGUUCACCGGCCUCAUCUUCUCGGUGGAGGUGCCUUUCAGCAAGUUUACCAACAACACCGAGGGGCAGUGCGGCACCUGCACCAACGACAAGAAGGACGAAUGCCGCCUGCCCGGGGGCAUGGUGGCCACUUCCUGUUCCAAGAUGGCCAGCCACUGGAGGGUGGCCAACCCUGACCAGCCAUAUUGCCUCGGGACUUCCCCCACGCCCACCACCACUGGGCCCACCCCGGUUGAGCCCACAACCACGCCUACCACGUGCCCGCAAGCGCCGAUCUGCCAGCUGAUCCUGAGCAAGGUCUUCGAACCGUGCCACGCAGUGAUCCCCCCGCAGCCGUUCUAUGAAGGCUGUGUCUUCGACCACUGCCACAUGAACGACUCAGCGGUGGUGUGCUCCAGCCUGGAGCUGUACGCCUCGCUCUGCACGUCCUCCGGCGUCUGCAUCGACUGGAGGGACCACACCAAUGGCACAUGCUUGUUCACCUGCCCUGCUGACAAGGUGUACCAGGCCUGUGGCCCAUCCAACACCUCGUACUGCUACAGAAAUGACAGCACCAGCCUCCUGGUUCUUCAGGAGGCUGGCACCCUCACAGAAGGCUGCUUCUGUCCCGACGGCGAGACCCUUUUCAGCACCAGUAUCAACGUCUGCGUGCCCCAGGCCUGCAGCUGGUGCCUGGGGCCCCACGGAAGGCUGGUAGAGCCAGGCCACUCCAUCAGCGACGGCUGCCAGGAGUGCACCUGCGAAGGGGGCUCUCAGACCACGGCCUGCCGCAGAAAGUCCUGCCCGCUGCCCCCCGCCUGCCCCCUGCCCGGCUUUGUGGCAGUGCCUGCAGCCCUGCUGGCCAACCAGUGCUGUCCCCAGUACAGCUGCGCCUGCAACGUCAGCUACUGCCCCAAGCCUGCGGACUGUCCUGAGGGCUCAAACCAGGUGCUGACAUAUGAGGAGGGGACCUGCUGCCCAGUCCAAUACUGCAACUGGACGGCCUGCAGUGUCAACGGGACUCUGUACCAGCCUGGCGCUGUGGUCUCCUCUAGCCUGUGCGAGACCUGCAGGUGUGAGGUGCCCGGUGGCCCCUCGUUGGAUGCGUUCGUGAUCAGCUGUGAGACGCAGAUCUGCAACACCCACUGCCCCCUGGGCUUUGAGUACCAGGUGCAGCGUGAGCAGUGCUGCGGGGCCUGCGUGCAGGUAGCCUGCGUCGUGAAUGCCAGCGGUGACCCCAUGCACCUCUUCUAUCCUGGUGAGACCUGGUCAGACUCUGGGGACAGCUGCGUAACCUACGAGUGUGAGAAGGAGCAGGACGGGCUCGUGGUGAUGACCACGAAGAAGGCGUGUCCUGCCCUCAGCUGCCCUCGGGACCAGGCCACACUGAGCGAGGACGGCUGCUGCCUCUCCUGCCCCACGCCCCUGCCCGGGUCGACCUGCGCCGUGUACUACAAGCAGCAGAUCUUCCAGCAGGGGAGCUGCAGCUCCGCCCAGCCCAUGCGUCUCGCCUACUGCCAGGGCAACUGUGGGGACACCUCCUCGAUAUACUCCCUGGAAGCUAACACGCUGCAGCACAAGUGCCGGUGCUGCCAGGAGCUGCGGACCUCGCUGAGGAACGUGACCCUGCAUUGUGCCGACGGUUCCAGCAAGGCUUUCAGCUACACCGAGGUGGAGGAGUGUGGCUGCCUGGGCCUGCAGUGCCACUCAGAGGAGCCGGAGCUUGAGCAGAGCAAAGAAGGACAAAGCUAG